AUGACUCCUCAAUCCUUCACAUAUGUCUACGGGACCAAAGGCCAUCGAGCUUGUUUCAAUUGUCGGCGCAAGAAAGUUAGGUGCCAUGGAGAAAAGCCGGCCUGUCGCUUCUGCACCCGCCUAGGUCAGCAAUGUCGAUACCCAGAUUCUCAAUCCUCCGCUUCCCUGUCGGUAGCGCUCGAUCGUGCUGAAGUCGGCAGAGAUCGAGAGCGUGAAAUUCUACUUGCUAGAAUUUCAGCCUUAGAGGAGCGACUCUCGAAGGCUACAAUCCAGCCAGAUCUAUCGCUGCCAGCCGAAUCUCAAGAGUCCAACUACCUAAGUCGCACAUCAUCUAUAGACAGCAAUCCGCUAGCCCCCAACCCACCAACAUCUCAACUUCAAACAAAUCCUUCAGCUUUUAACUUGACUUCAACAUCGAACCUGCCUGAUCCAGAAAUCUUGAUCGACAGCUACUUCCGAUUUUUCCAUAAUCAGCCUUACUCUUUCUUCGACGAGCAAUAUUUUCGGGAGCGGUUUCGUGCUGGAACACUUCCACCCGCGCUGCAAUAUGCAGUGUCCGCUAUUGCUUAUCGCUUUGUUGACAAUUCGAUUAUUGAUAGACAUCCCGCACAAGCGCAAUGCUACGCGGAUAUGGGCUGGGCAGCCGCCAUGACUGAAUGCUUCAACAGUGAAAAAGGCCCUGACCUUGUAGGUGUGCAGGCUUUAACUUUACUUGCGAUAUUCGACUUUAUAGAGUUCGUCAGCACUCCAGACUGUGAUCUGAGUGGACUCGAGUCGUUUGCCAAAGUCACAGUCGUCGUUUCCACCGUCAGUCAAGUCGCAACCUAUGCAUUUCAGUUAGGCAGUAGCCUCGAUAUAAAACCCCCUUGGGACCACGCCUCGGAAUAUUCAGUGCUAGCGUCCAAGCUACACGGCUUUGGCGCUUACUUCGAGACAUGGAAGCCCAUCUCAAGUACAAUUCUUAACCACUUUGUCCACGAGAACACCAUCGAUUACAGGGCAUCGGAGCAAUUUUUGUACUCUUACGUCGUGUUCCCAAGCUUCUUCACUGCUACUAUGAAAUCAGGCUUCGAGCAUGCUCAAGAGCUUACGCACGCCUUAGCGUUCGCGCGGCAAUCCGGACACAAGGCCGCAGCUUCUUUCUAUGGGUAUUCAUCUUUGGUUGCAGCCUCAAUAAAUGCCCUCUAUCAAUAUUCCGAAGAUGCGGACAUUCGUCAGCAGUCCGUCUCAGCUUUACAGGCCAACGUUUCAUUCCUACAACAACAUGCUUUGUACUGGCCGAAUGCGGCUAAAAUGGCUUUAACGCUAGACAACUACAUCCUCAAGGUCGGAGAGUACCGAUCACUUAUUAAUGUCGCAUGCGAAUCUAUCGAUCUAAGCCAAUCAGACAUCGACUAUCUAUAUUCAGUUGUCGACUAUGGCACAAUGUCAACGGCCGCAGCCAGUGAUAAUUCGGGACAGAGUAAAGAUACUCCGGCUACGAUGCAGCUAGCCCCAGAUGAUGAACAUAAUUCCCAAGUAGCGAAUAUCAGCAGAGAUCGUGCCGUCAGCGACUCAUACGACACGGCGGCACUCCUCGCCAGUGCAACCCCUUACAGUCCAGGGCUUGGAAGCGAUUUCGACUUUGAUUUUUCAAAUCUGCACCAUUCACAACAUGACCCUGAGUUUUAUGCUCAAUUCUUUACUGAUCUGGCUCUAUCUACAUGA
Molecule: messenger RNA, 1707 nt
Organism: Exophiala bonariae
Lineage: Eukaryota; Fungi; Ascomycota; Eurotiomycetes; Chaetothyriales; Herpotrichiellaceae
Exons: 8
Coding region: 1-1707 (568 amino acids)
Biological process (GO): regulation of DNA-templated transcription
Cellular component (GO): nucleus
Molecular function (GO): zinc ion binding; DNA-binding transcription factor activity, RNA polymerase II-specific
Source: RefSeq, a predicted model, not a curated record